Molecule: messenger RNA, 1611 nt
Organism: Notolabrus celidotus (New Zealand spotty)
Lineage: Eukaryota; Metazoa; Chordata; Actinopteri; Labriformes; Labridae
Product: sialic acid-binding Ig-like lectin 7
Exons: 7
Coding region: 16-1236 (406 amino acids)
Source: RefSeq, a predicted model, not a curated record
UGUCCGUCUGUGAACAUGAUGAUUGCUAACUUCUUCCUGAGUGUCCUUUUUGUGUCAGGAGCUCACACUGCUUGUCCUGAGAAGGCAGGGCUGAGUAUUGCAGCACCAAAGACGGUGCAGGCACUGAGUGGAUCUUGUUUGCAGAUCCCGUGUAACUUUGCAGCUACAUCAGGUGAAGAGACUGACAGCACAGGGAACAUCUCCGGAGUGUGGAUUAAAAGUGACCCCAGGUUUGCCAUCAAUCCAGACAAUGUGGUUUUCAACAGCAGCCGAAGAAUUAACAACUACACCAUGAAUCUGACUGGAAACCUGAGGGAGAAAAACUGCACCACUCUGUUUUCAAAUGUCCUCACAAGUUACACAGACACGUACUUCUUCAGAAUAGAGAGCAGCACAUUCAGUGCAACAUCUUCUUGUGAUCCUCUACACAUCACAGUUAAAGAUUCUCCUCGGAGCCCCAGAAUAGAGAUCUCAGGAAACCUGAAGGAGGAGGAGUCUGUCACUAUAACCUGCUCAGCUCUCACUCCCUGUCCACACGCUCCUCCUAAACUCACCUGGAGUCUCCAAAGAGACUCUCUCAACAACAUGGAGGAAAACACAGAUGGAACCUUUACAACUCAAAUCCAGGAGAGCAUCACUCUGUCAGAGCACCAUGAUGGAUACAACAUCACCUGUUCUGCCACAUAUCCUGUGAAUGAAGGCAGAGAUGUGAGGACAUCAGAGGAGACAAAGACUCUCAGUGUUUCAUAUGCUCCUAAAAACACCUCAGUGUCCAUCAGUCCAUCAGGUUUGGUGUCAGCAGGUACCCUGGUUAACCUGACCUGCUCCAGCAGAGCCAAGCCUCCUGUCAGCAGGUUCACCUGGUUCAGGAUCAGCAACAACAGACCUGUGAUGGUAUCUGAAGGAGAGUCUUACAGCCUUAAUGUGACUGAAGGAGGAGUUUAUUACUGCGUGGCCACAAGUGAUCUUGGUGAAGGAAAGUCCUCAGAUAUUCACCUGCAUAUUAAAGGUGAUCACUCGUCUGAACGUGUUGGCCUUGAAGUGGUUUUGAAGAUCCUGGGAAUCCUGUUGCUUGUCAGUACACUGAUCAUCUUUGAGUGGUGGUUUCGAUCAAGACACUCCAUGAAACCAGUGAAGGACACAGAGGAAGCUGACUAUGUCAACACAGCGGCUGAGUUUACAUCAUCACAGCAGGGAGUACUGACUUCACAAGCUGCAUCAGGGAGACCUAUCUGACAAACCCAAAUAACAAUGACAUGAUUUGAAUAAAUUGUAGACUAUAUGUCCAUUAUCAGCGUUUUAUAGACCAUGCAGAGGCCACAGUCCAUAAAGUCCUGAUUAUGAGUACCUCUAAUACUAUCUGAUGUGUUUUACAAAGGAAAUAUAAAGUGUUAAACAAGCUGUCACUCAGUUUCCAAAGAAACUCUUCAAGGUCUUGUCACCUUUAUACAGCACAUUCACACUGAUGUUACUUAUUGGGCCAUGGGGCGUUGUUUGUAAAGAUUUGUACACUGAAAAUAACAGCAACAAUUCUCCACAUUUAGCUUCAAAACCUCCUAAAAACUAAUGUUAAUUUUAAAAGUCACUUUUCUAACACAUUUACUGUAGAGC